AUGUUUAGUUACUUACAGAUUAGUGUUCCUAUCAAAAAAGGCGAGCUCGGAAAACCUGUGCAAAUUGAUGUUGGUCGAGGAGUCGGCCCAUAUUAUCAAGAAAAUCGAAGAGUUCUAAUUGAUUAUCUCAGUGGAAAUAUUGGAUUAAGUCAUGGAAUCGGAGUUCCAAUGAUUGGCCUAGGAAUCAACAAUAUGUUAAAUAUAAAGUUCCCAAGUUAUAAUGAUUUUUCAAAAAAAAGUUUGUCAUUUUUUUGA
Messenger RNA from Caenorhabditis angaria, 255 nucleotides. Lineage: Eukaryota; Metazoa; Nematoda; Chromadorea; Rhabditida; Rhabditidae. The record is from the annotation of a GenBank genome assembly.